AUGUCUUCUCCCAAAGCUCAAUACUUCCAGACCCCUGGACCUUGGGGCAUCGAGGCCCAAAAUGCUGGCUACUCUCAAUCGGUCAAUUUUCCCACCAAUGGCCGUAUCGCAGUCACCGCCGGCCAGCCGGGGAUUGACCUCAAGACCGGCAAGCUUGUAACCUCUUCGUUGGUGGACCAGAUCGAGGCGGCGUUCGACACUGUCGAUUCCGCGUUGAAGGCAGCGGGUGCCUCAGGUGGAUUGGCCACCGCUCAUAAGAUGACCAUCUUCUAUCUCGACAUUAGAAAUGAGCCAAUUCUCAUGGAAAUUUUCAAGAGACGAUAUCCCGAUACCAGACCGGCUCUGCUGGCCAUUGGGACUCCAACCCUGGCGAUCUCUGGUAUGCAUGUCGAGAUUCAAGCCGAGGCUGUUGUCGGUUAG
Messenger RNA from Capronia epimyces CBS 606.96, 420 nucleotides. RefSeq lists its product as uncharacterized. Bases 1 to 420 code for a protein of 139 amino acids. Gene Ontology annotation, cellular component: cytosol. The transcript has a single exon. The record is from RefSeq and is a predicted model, not a curated record. Gene Ontology annotation, molecular function: deaminase activity. Lineage: Eukaryota; Fungi; Ascomycota; Eurotiomycetes; Chaetothyriales; Herpotrichiellaceae.